Molecule: messenger RNA, 2799 nt
Organism: Rubroshorea leprosula
Lineage: Eukaryota; Viridiplantae; Streptophyta; Magnoliopsida; Malvales; Dipterocarpaceae
Source: the annotation of a GenBank genome assembly
AAUUUUUAGAUAACCUAACCCAAGCCCUUUCAUAUAUUUUUUUUACUUCAUAAAAGUUUGUAGGAAUUUUUUCCUGAUCUUCAACACUUAACAACCUCCUACAUCCUUUGAGAAUGACACUAAAUCCAUUAGCAAUUAUAUUAUUUGCAGCCUUUGUAUGCAACAUAUAAAAGAGUUAGCUAAGUAUUGUCUCAUUUCUUUCAGAACUACCAAGUGGAAUUGUAGAUGCGUGAAGCAAGUCAUAAAAUGCCUUUGCUUGAUUGUUUGGUUCCUCGUCUAGAUGUUGAUUGGGGGAAUUACCUUCCCUUCCCCGAUUAUCAUCAUCCUUUGGACAAAAUGCAUCAUACACCAUUUCACGAAGUCAUUCCUUUCAUCAUGGUGUGUAUCUUGGCUGUGUGAUGAGUCUUCUAGAUUAGUAGCAAACCAUGGAUCUGCUAAAUUCUCAAAUGUCUCACCAUGUGCCCACUAAACAGAAUAAGCAUUCAUAAAACCAUACUUAAAAUGGGGAGGAAUUCCGGUAGCAUUUAGUAGCAUUUUAAAUGUGUUUUAAGCUUGAUUAAGUAGAAUUGAGCUUGAAUUAGCUGCUGUGAUGUUUUGUGUGAAAAUUCCGUGUGUGUGAAUUGUGAUUUGCCAAAGUUAUGCUCUCCCUGUGAUGCCGUGAGAAAUGGGAAAAUUUUGGUAGAUUAAGUUAUGUUUUUAAGCUUGGUUUAAGUGUAAAUUAGCUUGAAUUGGGUUGUUGUGAUUUUGGAGUGAAAUCCCGUGAAUUAGCUAGUGUUUUGGCCAAAUUGUGGAAGUCGGAGUUACUGUUCACGUCGUGAGCACUGUUCACGGGUACUGUUCAUAGGCACUGUUCAUACCCCGAGAGUCAACAAUUAACGGGGAUUUAAAUGAUUAGUUUGUUAUAUAAGAAUGAAUUUGGAGAUAUUUGAUCAUGUGGAAAUUUAUGGAAAUAGCUUUGUGAUUAGGAAUGAUCCUAAUGAUGAUUUCAAUGUGAAUUUGUGAUAGUGGUAUUAAUUCUUGGAAUAUUUUGAUUAGGUUCUUGAUCGUUCUGUCAGUUUAGUACGUGAAUUGAGUGCUCGGUUUUGCGGAGUGAGGUAGUGUGCCCCGAGACUCGGAAAUCAAGGGGAGUGACGUGAUAAAAGGCUAGCCACUUGAGAUUUGACAUAGAUUUUAGAUACAUGUACACCACGCUCUUGUAAGUUAGAUUUUAAUUGGAAAUUUUAUGGUAUCAAAACUGAUUUUGUUCAAUAAGUUCCGAGCCUUGUGCAUUUGUGGGACCCGUUUCACGAGUGCACGGCGUCUGUCGCGCCUCAUAUUCGGGUUCUGGGGCGUGACAUAUGUUGUCGAUGAAAUUGAACCCCCGUGUCCUGCUCUUCUUCUUCCUUCCGACCCCCUGCAACCCGAAAAGCCCCCCAAGUUGCUGACCGCCCUCUCUUGAGGAAAAUUGGCAAAAGCUUAAAUUUUUCCCUUGCUUUCUUGUCCAAGAACAAGAAUUAGGACCUAGAAGCCUCCUGAAGCAAGAAAAUUCCCAAAUCUAGCUGCCUUCCUCCUCCCCUGCCGUCGGUUUCAGCUUGGUGUGGGUGUGAAUUUCUCGGUUUUUGGGUAAGCAACAACCAUGGAAUUCAUCUUUUCUCUCUUAAUUUGGCUUGGGUUCACUCUAAUUGCUCUUAUUUCUUUCCAAUUUGGUGUUAGUUCUUCUCCAAUUCCCGCCAGGCUUGGUUUGGCUUGCCAAAGUUCUCUGGUAUGAAACAGCUUUUAAAGCUGAAUUUUAAGCCAUUUAAUUGUUGACAUGCUGAGUUUUAAUGGUUGAAUUGCUGCCCUAUUGUUGUUCGAAUUUUCUGCUGGGAAUAGGAAGGGAUUCGGAAAAUGGGACCAUGAUUUUGCUUAAUUCAUGUAGGAGUUAGUUUAAGUAGGCUGUUGUGAUGUUCUGGAGAGAAAAUCCCGUGUGUGUGAGUUGUGGUUUGCCAAAGCCAUGCUCUCCAUGUGCUGCCCAGCAUGCCUAUUUGGAAUUGACUGAAUUGCCUUGAUGAAUUGAGAAUUUUGUAAAUUCUGAGUUUUUCUGUUAAAUCCAUGCUCACAUGGAAAUUUUUCGAUUUAUUUCUGAAAUUUGAGAUUGAUUGUGAAUUACAGAUUUUUCUGUAAAUUCUGCAUGGUUUUGUCUCUGAUAUAGUAAUGAUUACUGAUGCCCGCCAAUAGGAGUUUGUAAACGCUGGCACAUGUCGACAUGUUUACUGAUAUGAUCGGUUCAUUCUGUAAUCUUGCCAAUGGGAUGAUACAUUGGUAAUUAUUGACUCCUGCCAAUGGGCGAAUACAUUGGUAAUUACUGACGCCUGUCAAUGGGAGUUUGUUAAACACUGGUCAUGACUUAUAGAUGAGACUACUAUUGAAUUUUCUUCUGCAUUAACGGUUUGUCAUUGAACGCUUUGCUAUUGAACUGAAUCUGAUUCUACAUUAACGGCAUGCAAAAAUUUUACCUAAGGGCUAUCCAUAUUUAUUUACUGAGUUAUCUUAUAGUUUUUCCUUGUCCACCAUUUUAGAAAGCGAAGUCAAGGACAGGGAAAAACGAGGGGAGUGACAAGUUAGAAAGCUAGCCAUCUUGUAAACUGAACAUGGAUUUUAGAUAUAAAUCAUGAUCUUGUAAGCUAGACCUUAUUUGGAGAUUUUAUGAUAUCAAGGCAAAUUUUAAAAUUUUAUCUUCAGAUUUUGUGGUAUUAGUUGUGGUAUGAUAAGUUUCGAGCCUUGUGCAUUCGUGAGACUUUCUGAUAAGUGUACGACAUCUGCCACGUCCUUGGAUUUGGG